Messenger RNA from Colias croceus (clouded yellow), 1659 nucleotides. RefSeq lists its product as uncharacterized. The coding region runs from base 44 to 1171 and encodes 375 amino acids. Gene Ontology annotation, biological process: signal transduction. Gene Ontology annotation, molecular function: protein binding. The record is from RefSeq and is a predicted model, not a curated record. The transcript is spliced from 4 exons. Lineage: Eukaryota; Metazoa; Arthropoda; Insecta; Lepidoptera; Pieridae.
AAUAGUAUAUUUUAUCAAUUAUCUUGAUUCAAUUGUUUUGAAUAUGGAUCAUAUAAAAGAUUACGAAAAUGCUGACACAAUUAGUAUCGACACCCUGGCCCUGGAGGAGAUGGUACAAGAGGAAAGAGCAAAAGAAAUAUCGGAAUUAAAUAGCUUACAUGAAAAAGUGUGUUAUUUACACACAAGUUUAUUGUAUUAUAGGAAUGCUAAAUCUAAAAUGGGAAUGAUAUGUUAUGAGGCUUGGAAGACAAUGGUGAAAAAAAUAGGAGGCUCACCCAAUACAUGGAGAGAUUUAGGCUAUGCACUGGGUAUUACUCAAGAUGACUUGAAUUAUAUAGCCAAUUCUGUAAAAGAUGAUCCAGCAGAUAUAAUUUUAAAAGUAUACAUGCAAAACGAGAAUGCCACAUUAGACAAAAUAAUAGAAGCAUUUAUUAACAUGAAGAGGUAUGAUAUCCUCAAAGCUGUAGAAAAUCCACUAUGUAAUAUGGCACAAUGUUUUAACAGAGAUGAUAGUGGAUAUCAAAGUAACAGUAAUACAGGUAAAAGAGAAAUAAUAACACUGACAAAGAAUGUCCCUAAUGACUUGCCCCCAGCAUUAAACAAAAAAUAUGUCAAAGAUAGGCCUGACAAACCAAAAAAGCCAACAUUGAGACCUUCCACAAAGACUGAUGAAAAUAAAGAGGAAAGCGAUAGUCUAAUAUUAUUUCUUACAUAUACUGAAGAUGGUUUAGACACUGCCAUAAAUAUUCAAAAUUAUGUCAACAAUUGGGAUGAUUUGCCGGGAGUUACAGUUGUCACACUGAACGGGAAAAGGGAAGAGGUUGUACAGAAUCCAGAAAAAUUCAUUAGGGAAUAUUUUGAAAAGGCCCAAUUUAUAGUACCUAUAAUUACUACCGGAUAUUUAAACAGAAUAAAAUCCCAUACCCCAGAGGCUCCCAGCACAAACGACAACCUGGACUUUAAAUAUGUUAAUUUUAUAUACAAUUUAAUAAUUAAUUAUUAUAUACAUGCAACUGGGUGCCUUAAUGAGAAAGUUAGAAGUGUACUACCUCAAAAUGCUAAUGUUGAUGUUUUGAGAGAUAUAUCUAUGUAUCCAGAUUUACUGCCUUGGACUUAUGAAACAAAUUUUGAUGAACAUUUUAAAGCAUUUUUAAAGAAAGAUUUUGCAUAAACAUAAUGUAUAUAAGUAUAUCUUCACACAAAUUUUCUUUAACUAGGUAUUAAAUGUUCAUCAAACAUAACUGUUCUGUUACAACAAGGCUUGAGAAAGAAUUUAACCGAAUCUCUUUAUAAUUCACUAUUUAUAGCUUCUCGCCCGUGGCUAUACUCGCCUUGUCUAAAAGUUAACAAAUUAUAUACCUUCCUCGGAAAUCACAUUACCUGUGUGAAAUAGUCACAUCCAAAUCCGUUGCUUGAUUUUAAAGAACUAAUUAAUUAUACAUAGGAACUGUGACAAGAAGUGACUUUGCAGAAAAGUUGAAAAAGGCUGAUAUGAUACAGGUAAUUGUGUCUAUUUUUACAAGUUAUAAAUUUCUCUACUGCCCAAUUUUGUUUUGUUUGUUGUAAUUUCUAUUACAAUAUUUGUGUUAAAUAUUUUGAUAUGUGAACAAUGUCUUCCAAAAUAAAUUAAAAUUGUAUUGAUAGUCAUCUUAAAAUAAA